Messenger RNA from Uncinocarpus reesii 1704, 1083 nucleotides. RefSeq lists its product as uncharacterized. The record is from RefSeq and is a predicted model, not a curated record. Bases 1 to 1083 code for a protein of 360 amino acids. The transcript is spliced from 4 exons. NCBI's taxonomy places the organism in Eukaryota, Fungi, Ascomycota, Eurotiomycetes, Onygenales, Onygenaceae.
AUGUCUAUCCUCGUCCCACACUCCAUCGUGGCCGGAAAGUUCUCUCCAGCAAACGCCCAUCUGCCUCGACUGUUUUCUCUGCUCCAGCAUGCUUGGAACCUGACUGCAUCUUCGCUCUCCAAAUGCCCCUUUGUCUUCGACACUGGCUACGCGUUAUGCCCGAAACGCCCGUCGCGCCCGUUCCCUCCUCCCUUCGUCUCGCCCCCGUCUUCGUCGUUUUCGGAUCCUUUGACAACGCAUCAUCGGAGUCAAGAUGCGAGACCGUCGGUCAACGGAGAGCUUGUCAGGGGGCUGACGAAUGGCGAUGAUGCUGUCCUCGUUUCUCAACAUUUCCUUGGGGUAAACGAUGGAGUCGGAGCUUGGGCAACAAAACCUCAUGGUCAUGCUGCAUUGAUCCUUCACUUCUGGGCUCUGGAGGUUGAACGCAACGUCAAUUCAAUCGACCCAGAUCCCGUGGAAUUCCUACAGCGAGCAUAUGAGCAAACUGUACUGGCUACCUCGUCGCCCAACGAAUGGCUGGGAACCACCACCAGCGCCACCGCUCUUCUACAUUAUCAUAAUGAUGGGUGCUCGGUGAAGCCGCUACUUUAUGUUACGAACAUCGGAGAUUGUCAAAUCCUGGUACUUCGACCUAAAGAAGGGAAGGUCGUUUUCAAAACUCAGGGGCAGUGGCAUUGGUUUGACUGCCCUAUGCAACUUGGUACCAACAGCGUAGACAAACCCCGGAAUGACGCCGCAUUGUCUGUCGUCGAGCUCCAAGAGGACGAUAUCGUUGUCGCCCUAUCCGACGGAGUUACUGAUAACCUCUGGGAGCAAGACGUCUUGGAUGUAAUACUGCGAAGCUUGUGCAAAUGGGAAACCGGCAAAGUAGAAGACAGCGUAGGGGAUCGUACCGCUGGCAGGGGUGGCGGAAUGGUGUACAUUGCCCAGCAACUGCUGCAAACAGCAAAGACCAUCGCACAGGAUCCCUCGGCGCAAACGCCAUACAUGGAGAAGGCCAUUGGCGCGGGAUUGGCUAUCUCAGGAGGCAAAAUGGAUGAUAUUAGUGUUGUGGUUGGCCUCUGUGAGAAAAAAGCAACAUGA